AUGACAGAAAAGAAUCAGAUCGAUAUGUCUCCAAGCUCUCAACAUGUGGAGUCUAAUGAUCCGGAGAAACACGAGCCGCAGGUGGUGAUCCCUCAAGAGCGCCAGUCGGUCAUUCGCAGAAAGGUUCAUCAAUCAUUCCUUGUGGUAUGUACGACCUUUUAUUUACUGUUCUUUAGUUUGACCGACGCGUCUUGCCAAUUGUAUGCAUUCUGUACAUUCUAUCAUACUUGGAUCGAGGUAAAGACCCCCACCAAUCCAUGUGGUCCUCUAUCUCACCGAUCACCAGGAAACAUUGGCAACGCAAAGACUGCUGGGCUUGACAAAGAUCUGAACCUCAGUGACUACCAAUGGUCCUGGGUUUUGUAUGCCUUCUACAUCUGUUACAUCAUGUUCGAAUGGACCACCGUCCUAUGGAAGAUCCUUCCAGCGCAUUCAUAUAUUGCCAUUCUCUGCAUUUGCUGGGGUGCGGCUGCAAUGUGUAGUGGUGCAGUCAACACCUUUGCUCACCUUGUCGCCACUAGGUCGUUGCUGGGUAUCUUCGAAUCUGUGUUUGGCUGUGGUGCACCGUACUUCCUCUCUCUGUUCUACCAAAGACAAGAACUAGGGUUAAGAGUAUCACUACUCCUUGGCAUGUCCCCAGUUGCCAACUGCUUCGCUUCUGCUCUCGCCUACGGUAUCACCCAAAUCAAGGGAUCUAUAGAGCCAUGGCGCUACCUAUUCAUCAUUGAGGGCGCACCCACAGUCCUCUUCUCAGUAGUAGUUUUCUACUUCCUCCCAGACUCACCAGGCACAGCGUCUUUCCUAGACGAAAGACAACAAACAGAAGCGGUAGAACGCCUCCAAUCAUUCGACACGACAGAAAAGAAAAAAAUCAGCUGGUCCCAAGUCCUAGGCGGAUUAAAAGACUACAAAAACUACAUCCACACAUCGAUCCACUUCUGCUGCAACUACUCCUUCGCCGGUCUCUCAAAUUUCCUCCCCACAAUCAUCCAGCACAUGGGCUACACAUCCAUCAAUGCCCAAGGCCUAGCAGCACCACCCUACCUCGUCUCCUUCCUCUGUUGCGUUGCAGCCGCCUUCCUCUCAGAUAGAUGGGGAAACAGAGGAUUCUUAAUAUCGUUCUUCGCGACGAUCGGAACAAUUGGCUAUCUCCUCCUCACAUGCGUGCAAGAUGAAUCCAAAACUGCAGCACGAUAUGCGGGCGUUUGGCUAGCGACUUGUGGGAUCUUCCCUGCGCUCGCGCUGAAUGUGACUUGGAUGCUUAACAAUCAGGGUGGAGAGAGUAAGAAGGGCGCUGGAAUGGCUCUUCUGGCUGUUUUUGGACAGUGUUCUAGUUUGAUUAGUAGUUCUGUCUUUCCAGAUUCUGAUGCGCCGCUUUUCACGAUGGGGUGUGCGAUUGGUGUUGCUUUCACUGGGUUGAUUGCUUUCUUGGCUUUGGGGUUGAGUGUUAAAUUGACUUUGGAGAAUCGGAGACGUGAUCGGGUUUAUGGCACUGUUGAUCCUGAGGAGAGGGUCGAUGUUACUGAGGGUGGUGAUAAUCAUCCUAAGUUUAGGUAUUUGACUUGA
Penicillium antarcticum is the source of this 1566-nucleotide messenger RNA. RefSeq names its product putative MFS transporter. The coding region runs from base 1 to 1566 and encodes 521 amino acids. Gene Ontology annotation, molecular function: transmembrane transporter activity. NCBI's taxonomy places the organism in Eukaryota, Fungi, Ascomycota, Eurotiomycetes, Eurotiales, Aspergillaceae. Gene Ontology annotation, cellular component: membrane. Gene Ontology annotation, biological process: transmembrane transport. The record is from RefSeq and is a predicted model, not a curated record. The transcript has 3 exons.